This is a messenger RNA of Motacilla alba alba, 10909 nucleotides long. It is a transcript of the gene UGGT1, whose product is annotated as UDP-glucose glycoprotein glucosyltransferase 1. The coding region runs from base 2279 to 6874 and encodes 1531 amino acids. The record is from RefSeq and is a predicted model, not a curated record. Gene Ontology annotation, cellular component: endoplasmic reticulum. Lineage: Eukaryota; Metazoa; Chordata; Aves; Passeriformes; Motacillidae. Gene Ontology annotation, molecular function: UDP-glucose:glycoprotein glucosyltransferase activity. The transcript has 41 exons.
GGCCGCGCGCGGCGGGGCCCUGAGGGAGCGGCGGCGGGGCGGGCCCGCGGCGGCGGCGGCCUGGGGGGCAGCGGGCGGCCGGGGCGGGCCCCGCGGAGGCACCGACACCGGCGGGGUCCCUCGAGCGGCCUCCGCGCCCCGCGGGGGUCGGUCGGUCGGUCAGCGGGACUGCGGAGCGGCGGAGGCUGCGUUCGGGUUUAGCGCCCCGCACUAUUAACGCCGUGACGGGCCGGGUUUAAUGUGUGUUUUGAGCGCUGGCCGCUCAGCGCUCCGGUGGCUUGAUCUCUAGUCACGGGCUGAAUCGCUGUGCUUUAGUGUCAGCGGCCGUAGCGCGGCAGCGGGAGCCCUUUGCAGGACUUCCCCGGUGCGAUCAGUGCCCGCUGUUACCGGUGGUCUUUGCCGUGCACCGUGUCGGUCCCGGUGCCCCGGUGCUGUGCCUGCGGUAGGACUUGCCCCUCGCUCCCGCUUUCCUUUGCCCUUCACCCGCUUGCCACCAGACUGACCUCGCAGGACGUGGCGGAGGGCACUGUCAGUGUGGGCUGAUUUAUUCCUUCCCCCAAGGCUGGAUGUGCAAGUUGCCCGGAGUGUUUUAAAGGGAGUAAUUGGAAGAAAAAUAAGGAGGAAAAAUACUUACACUGCUUUGCGGUGUCGUAAUUCAGAUUGGGUUUUGCUUUGUUACCUGGCACAGAGCUGGAUCUCCUUGUGUCACUUAUGUUCAUUCCUGUGCCUCUUGCCUCUUUUUCCAUGGUGUAUUUUUCUUUGAGAUACCGGUCAUUGUUUUAUGGCUGCUAUUAUUGAGGACUUGUAGAUAUUUCUAAUCUGCAGAAUUUCAGCUGGCUAAACCGUGUCGGGUGGCAGAUGUGUCAUUUGGUUUCUUUCCUAUUUCAUACAGAAAAAGGUUUUUAAUUCAGUCUUUCGCAGAGCAGGAGAGCAGGCACAAGAGAGCAGCAUAGGAGUUUUAGUCAUGAGGCUGCUGUUGGGUGUAUUCAUUUACCCAUUCCAAACUCCAAUGUAUGAUUUGAAGAGAAUAAGAAGGACCCAUCUCUGGAAGGAGCUGUGAGCUGUGGUUCUUCCUUGCACUUGGCAGAAGCCAAUGUUUCACUCCACAAAUAUUGGCUGAGCUUCCCCCUCUGCACACAGGGAGUGCUGGCUGUGCCCAUUCUGUGAUGCCAUCUGUCUGCUUCCCAGGUGUGGCGUAAAGCAAAUGUCGUGUGCAGCUGACCAAGCUGCUCUUUGGAGAUCACAGCAGGAAUUUCUGGUUUUAUUCCCAGGGAAAGACCAAUGUCUGAGUUAUUGUUGGGAAACAUUUGGCUGGAGGGGUGUAAACCUCCAAAAAGAGGAGGAUUUGGUUUGUUUGUCUAUGUACAUACACAGGUAGCUUAGAGCUACAGAUAUAUAAGCCUAUUCUUUAUAUUGAGAUUGUAAUUAAAAAAGAGACAGAAGUUAGAUCCUGGCAGGUUGUUGGGUGUGAUAGAUGUAGAAUUGCAGCAGGACAUUUUUUCAGGUGCAGGGGGGACAUGGAAAAUGAGUUAUCCAGGAAAAAAAAAAUGAUAAAGAAAUGAAAGAGUACUUGAAUGCAUACUGGGGGUGUAGUAAAUAUAAAUAUACUAUAGUCAGAGAAGGGUAAAAAAGCUUGAACCUGUGGAGGCUGUAAUGGAAAGCCAACAGAAGAAUUCUGGUCUUCCUUAAGUUUAGGAGUUGCGGGCAAGGAAAUUCCACUUGGUUUUCUUUUGGGGUGUAGGCCAGAGAACACAAAGGCUUGAAAAUACACAAAAUGAAGAACAACAAAGAAAUGGAAUAAUUUGUGGGUUUUUUGUCACUUCUCACAGUAGGUUGUAUCAUUUCAGUCUUUUUGCAUUAUUUCAUUCAUUUUUCAGCUUUUAAAUUUGGUGGCGCUUAGUGCAGUCAGGAAAUACUUGUUUCUUCAUCCCCCAAAAAACCUAAAGGUACCUGGGGUACCUCAUCUUUGGCUGGCUCAUCUGACUGGUUAGUCCACAGCUGCUGGAUCUGUGCUGACACAAAGUGUGAUUUUACUUCCCAUAAAAUGAACAGUGGGUUGUUUUUCCCCCCCAGUCUGAAAUGUGUGCAGUUUGUAAUAUCUCUUAAGGCAAGAAGUAUGUGGUGUUGGUGUCCUGGAACAGAAGCAUAAAGGUUAUUUGAAAGCAUGAAUACAGAGGAAGCUGGAAUUGAUUUGGGUUUACUUGCAUCUCAGGAGUGAGUUUGUAAAUUCCUUGCCUCUCUCCAAGUUUGUGGUUUUGUAAGCCCAGUGUCCUAUAAAAUGGGAAUACUUAUUGCAGUUCUUGGAGUCUGGUUCAGCUCUUCACUUGUGAAAGCAGAUUCUAAGGCUGUGACAACAUCUCUAACUACAAAGUGGCCUUCAACUCCUUUACUCCUUGAAACAAGUGAAUUUUUAUCAGAAGAAGGUCAAGAAAAAUUCUGGAAUUUUGUUGAAGCCAGUGAGACUAUUAAGACAGCUGAGCAUGAUGGUAGUGAUUACUCUUCCUACCAGGAAAUGCUGAAGGUGGCCUGCCAGACUCUGUCGCCUUUGCAGCAGAAUUUGUUGAAAUUUUCCCUGUCUUUACGCUCCUACUCUGCUGCAGUUCAAGCUUUUCAACAGAUAGCAGCAGAUGAAUCUCCACCAGAGGGCUGUACCCUGUUUUUUGUUGUGCAUGGGGAGAAAACAUGUGAAUUUGACUCUCUUGGAAACCUUUUACAGGCAGCUUCAGACAGGCCAAAGCCAUUUUUGUUCAAGGGGGACCACAAAUACCCAGCAGCAAACCCUGAAAGUCCUGUGGUCAUCCUUUAUGCAGAGAUUGGCACAGAGGAGUUCUACAGACAGCACAGGAGGCUUGUUUCAAAGGCUGAGGCUGGAGAAAUCACUUAUGUGCUCAGACACUACAUUGCUAAUCCCAGCAAGGAAAAGGUCUACCUCUCUGGCUAUGGUGUAGAACUGGCUAUUAAAAGUACAGAAUAUAAGGCCAAGGAUGAUACCCAGGUGAAAGGCACAGAUGUGAAUGCUACAGUCAUAGAUGAAAGUGACCCUAUUGAUGAAGUGCAAGGAUUUCUGUUUGGCAAACUAAGGCAGCUGUAUCCUGACCUGUCAGAAGAACUGAAAGAGCUCAGAAAACACCUUGUGGAAAGUACCAAUGAAAUGGCACCUUUGAAAGUAUGGCAGCUCCAAGAUCUGAGUUUUCAAACUGCCGCUCGCAUUUUGACUGCUCCCCCUGUGGAUGCCCUGAUGGUCAUGAAAGAUCUUAGUCAGAACUUUCCUACAAAGGCCAGAGCCAUAACAAAAACAGUUGUUUCUUCGGAACUCAGAGCAGAAAUUGAAGAGAACCAAAAGUAUUUCAAGGGAACAUUAGGAUUGCAACCAGGAGAUUCUGCCCUAUUCAUCAAUGGACUACUUAUUGAUUUAGACACUCAGGAUAUAUUUAGCUUGAUCGAUGUGCUCCGCAAUGAAGCCCGUGUUAUGGAAGGCCUGCACAGCUUGGGAAUUGAGGGAGUUUCCUUACACAACGUCCUGAAAUUGAACAUCCAGCCAUCAGAUUCUGACUAUGCUGUGGACAUCAGAAGCCCUGCCAUUUCAUGGAUCAACAAUCUGGAAGUUGAUAGUCGGUACAAUUCCUGGCCUUCCAGCGUGCAGGAACUGCUGCGUCCCACGUUUCCUGGUGUGAUCAGGCAAAUCAGAAAAAACUUCCAUAAUUUUGUGCUGAUAGUAGAUCCCACUCAUGAGACCACAGCAGAAUUACUGAAUGUGGCAGAAAUGUUCUUCAGUAACCACAUCCCACUGAGGAUAGGACUAGUCUUUGUGGUUAAUGACUCAGAGGAUGUUGAUGGACUUCAGGAUCCUGGUGUUGCCCUCCUGAGGACAUACAAUUAUGUGGCACAGGAAAUGGACAAUAAUUAUGCUUUUCAGACCGUCAUGUCUAUCUAUAACAAAGUGAAAACAGGAGACCAGCUGAAAGUGGAACAUGUUGUUAGUGUUCUUGAGAAACAGUAUCCUUACGUGGAAAUCAGCAGCGUGCUGGGAAUUGAUUCUGCCUAUGAUCAAAACAGAAAGGCAGCAAGAGCUUACUAUGAGCAAACAGGUGUAGGCCCUCUCCCUGUUGUCCUGUUCAACGGGAUGCCUUUCCAAAAAGAUCAGCUGGAUCCUGAUGACCUGGAAACUGUGACAAUGCACAAAAUCCUGGAAACCACGAGCAUCUUCCAGCGAGCCGUGUACCUGGGUGAACUAUCUAAUGACCAAGAUGUGGUUGAGUAUAUCAUGAACCAGCCUAAUGUUGUUCCAAGAAUUAACUCAAGAAUCCUAAGGUCUGACAGAGAGUACCUAGAUCUGACAGGAAUGAAUAACCAUUUUGUGGAUGACUUUGCUCGGUUUACCACAUUGGAGUCUAAAGAUAAGACAGCUGCUGUUGCAAACAGCAUGACCUACUUAACAAAGAAAGGAAUGUCUUCCAAGGAGAUCUAUGAUGAUUCCUUUGUUAGACCAGUAACUUUUUGGAUUGUUGGUGAUUUUGAUAAGCCUUCAGGGAGGCAAUUAUUGUAUGAUGCCAUUAAGCAUCAGAAAUCCAGCAAUAACAUUCGAAUCAGCAUGAUUAAUAAUCCUAGUGAAGAACCCAACAGCCAGAAUACCAUUGUAGCUAAAGCCAUAUGGGCAGCUUUGCAGACACAAACCUCAAAUAAUGCCAAGAACUUCAUCACCAAGAUGGCAAAAGAAGAAACUGUGAAGGCACUGGAGGCAGGAGCUGACAUCUUGGAAUUUGCUGUUGGGGGUAUGGAUACCAAUAUUUUCAAAGAAGCCUUUGAAUCUCCCAAGGUGGAUUUUAUUCUGUCCCAUGCUAUUUACUGCAGAGAUGUUCUAAAGCUGAAGAAGGGGCAGAGGGCUGUGAUCAGCAAUGGACGGAUUAUUGGCCCAUUAGAGGAUGGAGAGUUGUUCAAUCAGGAUGAUUUUCAUCUCCUUGAAAAUAUCAUACUAAAGACAUCGGGACAGAAAAUCAAAUCUCAGAUUCAGCAGCUGGGAUUUGAAGAAGAUCUGGCGAGUGACUUGGUAAUGAAAGUGGAUGCUCUUCUUUCUGCUCAGCCAAAAGGAGAGGCAAGGAUUGAAUAUCAGUUUUUUGAAGAACGAUACAGUGCAGUUAAACUGAGACCAAAAGAGGGGGAGACAUACUUUGAUGUUGUGGCUAUUGUUGAUCCCGUGACCAGAGAUGCUCAAAGACUUGCUCCAUUACUUCUGGUUUUGAACCAGCUGAUAAAUAUGAACCUGAGAGUGUUUAUGAACUGCCAAUCUAAGCUUUCUGACAUGCCACUGAAAAGCUUUUACCGCUAUGUUUUGGAGCCAGAGAUUUCUUUCACAGCAGAGAAUAACUUUGCUCCAGGACCAAUUGCCAAGUUUUUAGAUAUGCCCCAGUCUCCACUGUUCACUCUGAAUUUAAACACUCCUGAGAGUUGGAUGGUGGAAUCUGUUAGAACCCCCUAUGACCUUGACAAUAUCUUCUUAGAGGAGGUGGAGAGCGUUGUAGCUGCAGAGUAUGAACUGGAGUACCUGCUGCUGGAGGGCCACUGCUAUGACAUUACCACUGGGCAGCCACCUCGGGGACUCCAGUUCACCCUGGGCACCUCCAGCAGCCCUGUCAUCGUGGAUACCAUCGUCAUGGCCAACCUGGGCUACUUCCAGUUAAAAGCCAAUCCUGGUGCAUGGACUCUAAGACUGAGAAAAGGAAGAUCUGAAGAUAUUUACAGGAUCUACAGCCACGAUGGCACAGACUCUCCACCUGAAGCUAGUGAAGUUAUUGUUGUUCUCAAUAACUUCAAGAGCAAAAUUAUUAAAGUGAAGGUUCAGAAAAAGUUUGAUAUGAUGAAUGAAGAUCUGCUAAGUGAUGGCACCAAUGAGAAUGAAUCUGGAUUUUGGGAAUCUCUCAAAUGGGGAUUCACAGGAGGACAAAAGAAUGAAGAUGUGAAACAGGAUAAAGAUGAUGUACUAAAUAUAUUCUCUGUGGCUUCAGGACACCUAUAUGAGAGAUUCCUACGCAUAAUGAUGUUGUCUGUGCUGAAACACACCAAGACUCCUUUAAAGUUUUGGUUUCUGAAGAACUACUUAUCACCUACGUUCAAGGAGUUCAUCCCAUACAUGGCCAAGAAGUACAACUUCCAGUAUGAGCUUGUGCAGUAUAAAUGGCCACGCUGGCUGCACCAACAGACAGAGAAGCAGCGAAUCAUCUGGGGUUACAAGAUCCUCUUUCUAGAUGUGCUCUUCCCCUUAGCUGUUGAUAAAAUCCUCUUUGUGGAUGCUGAUCAGAUUGUGCGCACAGAUCUAAAGGAAUUGAGGGAUUUUAAUCUGGAUGGUGCUCCUUAUGGAUACACUCCAUUCUGUGACAGCCGAAGGGAGAUGGAUGGCUACAGGUUCUGGAAAUCAGGGUACUGGGCAAGUCAUUUAGCUGGAAGAAAAUACCACAUCAGUGCUCUGUACGUUGUGGAUCUGAAGAAGUUCAGGAAGAUAGCAGCUGGAGAUCGACUGAGAGGACAGUAUCAGGGUCUGAGUCAGGACCCAAACAGUCUGUCCAACCUUGAUCAGGAUUUGCCAAACAACAUGAUCCACCAAGUACCAAUUAAGUCCCUCCCCCAGGAGUGGCUGUGGUGUGAAACAUGGUGUGAUGAUUCCUCGAAGAAGAGAGCAAAAACCAUUGAUCUGUGUAACAACCCCAUGACCAAAGAGCCCAAGCUGCAGGCAGCCAUGAGGAUAGUUCCAGAAUGGCAGGACUACGAUCAAGAAAUCAAACUGCUCCAGAGUCAUUUCCAGAAGGAAAAAGAAAUGGGAACACCAGCUGAGAUGCCAGGACAACACACACAUGAUCCAGCAGCACAUGUGGAAUUAUGAUCCAUGGAGACAAAUUCAAGUUAGACUCUUUCAUAGACAAUUUUUAUAUUGAAAGCUAGUUUUUUUCCGGUGUGUCUGCAAAACUGCUGAAUAAUUGAAUGGGAUGAUGUAUGCAUUUCUAUGACUUGCCUCUGGGUUAAUUUCUGCAUAUGAAAUAGGAUCUGGAUUGCUGGAAUUAGCAUUUCUGGUGUUUUGCACCUGUGGUGGAGAUGAAAGACCCCAUGAUGGAAUUUAGUGUUUCAGAAACAAAACUUCACAAUCCACCAGGAGAGCCACAGCCUGUUCCUUCAGCUGUUGCUGCCUCCACCACUGAUGAAGCUCCAGUUUAGCCUCAGGUCUAACUUGAGAGUCUGGGAAUUGCAGACAUACAUCCCAACCUCAUCUGAUGGACAUAAUUUUUCCAGGUAACAUUAUAAAGCUCGAAAUUAUGCCUUGAAUUUGGGACACUGUUUCAUCUUCAGGUUUUCAAACCAUUGAAAAUACUUCUUGGAUUUGUUCAGUCUGCCCUUGAUUUUGUAACAAAAUCAGCAUUAUUUUGAUUUUUUAUUUUCUGUCUUCAUUUAUUGCCCAACUUUUGAUUGUUUGGCUUAAUGUAAUGUAAAGCUACCACAAUCUAUUUCAAUGCCCAUCCAAAUGCAAAUGCCUAAGCUCGCAAAGUGAGCAGAACACAGAAUUUGGCAGCUGAGUUCAUCUUAGCCUCUAUGACUUGAAUUAAAGUGCCCUCCCUUCCUCCUCCUCCAAGUGUAAAUCAGUCUGCAAAACCUGCAGGGCCUUACUCUUGCUGUGGUUCACUGAUUCAUGAAUGUCUUUUUUUUGUUGUUGUUUAUGAAAAAUCUGUGGAAGCUUGGAAGUUUCUCAUCAUGUAAAUUUCAUUAACUUUAUUUUUCUUCAAACAGAGAUGUUGUCACAUCAAUAAAAACUUCAGAGUUCUUAGGUCUUAAGCCUUAGUUCCCAUUUUGAUCAUCCUUUUUCCUUGCACACAUUACACUCCUAAUUUGAUUUUGGGGUUUCUGGCUAUUCCACUUGCAUUUGCUUUCAUUCUGUGCAUAGACAAGGAGGUCUUUUCUUGCAAGGGUUAAUUACCCCGGGCUAGUUUUAUCAUUCAUAUUCAUGUCUUCAUUUUGAAAGAUGCUGCUGCUGCCAUAAUUCUGUACUAUGAACAUAGCAAUUAAAGAAAACUCUCAAACCCAGUUUCCCCCAUUCUGAAGGGUUAACAGUCUGCUCCCUGUAACCCCGAGGAGCUGAAGAGUUGAAAUGUAAGAACUAAAAGGAGAUUUCUAGUACAAAAUAUAGUCACCUAUGCAGCUUGAGAAAUCCAGACUUUUUUUGGUUUUUCCCUUAUUUUCAUACAGGUAAAUGUUUUGUGCUGUAAGACCUGCAACCCAAUAAUCAUAUCUCAGUAUAAGAAUAUUGAAAUGUCCUUCUGGAAUUGCUGUGGUAUAAAUCAUGUCUUGGAGGAAUCUGAAAGAAGACAUCAGGAGUGUUUAAACUGUUCAAUAGUGUGACUUAAGAGAAAAAGCAGCUCUUCUCCAGCCAGCUGAAACUCUUAAAAAAAAAAAAAAGCACAUUAAAAGCAACUUACAGAGUUUAUCAGCUUAGGUAUUUCCCACUUUGUGGGGUUUUAAGUUCACAUAGUCUGUCUGGUGUCUCUGGAAAUCACAGGUGAGGUGCCUUAUGCUUCCCAUCAAAACUGCUCCACUUAAGGAUAAGCAGACUUACAGUAGCAGGGCUUUUUUCUAGUGUAAAAAACAAUACACCUGCCAACAAAUUAAUUACAUGUGAUGUCAAUUGGCCUCUUUUAAACAGCUAAGACAGCACAGGUAAGGUUGUCCUUUCUGUGUUCAGCACAAAUCACUUCAGCCUUGCUGGAGCACAUGGAGGGGCACAGGAAGAAGUGGGCAGCAGCUGUACACCACUAUUCCCUCCAGGGAUGGAUGGAGCAAGAAUGUGCUCAGGCUCUCAGAACAGGAGCAGCUUUCUGUGAAACAAGGCCCUUUCCUCUCUAGAACCAUAUUUGGCUUCUUUUCCCCCUCCAAAUUAUAUUAGGAGCCACAAGACUGAGAAGAAAGCCACCUCUUAAAUUCAGCACAUUUACAAUGCUUUGUUGAAUAUGAAAAUACUUCUAAAUUAAAUAUCAGUUACAACUGUUCUUUUUUAAAUAUGCUCCUUCAUUCUGAUAGUUAAUGGAUGUGCUUGAACACCCAGACUGCAUCCUAUUUUUUAAAAAAUUAUGAUAUCUAGCUGGCUAUGGAGGGUAUUUUUGUUGUCUCCAGUUAACAGACACCAUGCUCUUCAUUUUUUAUGAAGAAAUAAAAGUCAUCUAACUCACAAUUGAUACAUAGAGAAACCAGAAGCAUACUGUGAGAUUCUAUACCUUUGCAGUACUUGUAAGAGUCCUGUAGGUGUUCUCAAGUACAAAAUGCACAUGGUAUUGAUCAUUCUAAAUGUGAACUAUUCCUGUUUUUCCUGAGAAACUGCUGUUUACUUCCCGUCAAAAAUGACAAUCAGAAAGAGAAUAAUCAUUUAUUUUGGAUCUGUGCAAGUGUUUGGUCUUAGAUGCUCCAUGGGGCCUUGAAAGACAAAUAGUUGGUCACCCCCAUGCAGAAAGCAGCUUGGAGUGAGGUGCUUAGUGAAAUAGAGCUGCUGCUGAUCAUAUCACUGAUGGCCGGGUCCUGUGACUGGUAAGAGUGAUGGUAAUUAGAAAAUGGGGAUUGCAGAGGUCACAGUGGGGUUUUGCAUCCCUCAGACUAGAAAAGCCACGUCUGGGGCAAGGUGAUGACAUUGUUCCCAUCUCUGGCUGCAAGCAGCUUGACCUCUUGGUGAGGAGCUCACACUUGAUGCCCUGUACUUUUAUUUUAAAAGGAAGAUUUCACUGCCUUACUAAAAAGCAAGUAGCAAAGAAACAAAACUUUAAGAUUUCUCUUCCAUUUAGCCAUAUAGGGUUAUAAAGAAAAUGAAAGGGACAUGUACAAAGCAGUAAUACCCAGUAACAGUCCUAGAAAUGAGAACAUUUUUUAAAUUCUGACCUGGUUUUACCCAAAUCUUCUGUAAUCUGUUCAAGAAUAUUCCAUAACUGUGUGGCAAGUGUCCCAAGGUGUGGGGAGUUCUCUUUACUGAAUGGCACUGAGAUCACCGUGAGUUUCCCUGAACAAGAUCCAACACAAUAAAACCUCUGCUGCUCUUUACCCCUGUCUCUCCUGUCAGUUGCUUUGGGGCAGAUAACUGAGGUUUUAAUAGUGUUCCUCGGAGUACAUUUUGCACUUCUUGCGUGCAGGUGUUGGAAUGCUGUUGAAAAGCUAGAAUGGAAAAGGAGGAAGGAGUUCCUCCUCCCAGCCAGUCUUGUUAAUCAUGGUAUUUGAGUAACCCCUAAACUUCUGUUAAACAAUAGGAAUAUUUUAUAUAAAUCUACCUUUUAGGUAUUUUUUGGAACUCUACCUACUACUACUUGAAAAACAACGUUUCUAUGCCAGCUUUUUGUCAUUUCUUCUUUUGAUUUGGUUUUACACUGAUACUUCACAGUAAGCACUGGGAAAGUGAUCCUCCCAAAAUACUUCCGUGUGCAGAGGUGUGUCUGAAGUUCUUUCAGAGGUGGGAAUGAAUUCCAAACUCCUAUGGGACUCUGAAAGCCUGUUUUCCAGAGCAUCUUUAUUAAUCAAAGAGCUAUAAAAUGGACAGCUUGACACGGGAAGCCCAACUGAAUGCUACAGAGACCUGCACUUGACUGUUUGAACUUGCUCAGGUUUGGAAAAUGAGACCAAAUCCUAGGAGACAACUAAAAGGGGAAAAGGAAGCAGCCAGAAAGAAUAAAUGCACAUCAUCUGCCUCCGGCCUCAACAGGAUUUUGCACUCCUCCCCUUUUGCUUUUUGAAGUACCUAUUGAAGUGUGUAACUGUACAUAAUGCUGAAGAACUGAUCACCCUCCACCCCAAAAGAGCUGCAUCAAUGAGAAAAAUUCUGAUGGGAAAGUGGGGAGAGGGGGUGCAAAAAAUAGUUUUGAAUCUUUUUUUUAAAUAAAAAUUUAAAAAAUUGUAUUAA